ACACAUCAUCAUGGCAACUGGUGCCAUGAUGUGAGAGAUAUUCUGGAGUUGGCCGGAGGGGACAAUGAUGGGCUGAUCAGUAAGAAGGAUUUCAUCAACUCCGAUAAGGUACGAUGCCCUGAUAUCAAAACUUACUAAGGACCUGCCUGUCAAUGGUGGCUUAUGUGGAAUAAAUGAAUGUGUCCUAUUUGGAGGGUUUUUUUCUGGACCAAAAUGGGGCUUAGGUGGUGGGCGUGGCAGCGGGGUCCUGUCAGGAAAUCCAGGAUCUAGUUGCAGAGGGAGGUGUUUAGGCCCAGGGUCCUUAGCUUAGUGAUGAGCUUGGAGGGCACACUGGUGUUGAAACAUGCUGGUAGAAAUGAGGUAAAACGGAUUUGUUUUCCUGCAUUAAAGUCACCUCAGGGUGAGCAUUGUCUUGUUUGCUUAUGGCCCUAUACAGCUCAUUGAGUGCGGGCUUAGUGCCAGACAGCUACGAAAAAGAUAUACUGAACAAAAAUAUAAACGCAACAUGCAACAAUUUCAAAGAUUUUGCUGAGAUCUAACUCAGGCGAGCAGAACCUCGAGAUUUCCUUAAUAUUAGAGAAUGCGCACCAGUUGUUGUUAACAAAGAGACCCCCCUCUGAGCUUCCCCGAUGCAUCCGUUCUGUCCUGCCGAUUUUAUAGAAAAAACAGCUAGAUUUAUAUUUACCAUGUCCUUGUUCAGCCACUCCUUGGAGAAACAUAUUGUAUUACAGUCCUUCAGAUCACGUUGAUAGGAUAGUCUCGAACGGAGCUCAUCCAAUUUAUUCUCCAGUGAUUGCACAAUCGCCAAUCGAACGGAGGGUAGAGGCGAUUUAUCCACUCUACGACAUAGUCUUGUUAUGUAUCCCGCACGCCAGCCUCUAGCAGCGUCUCCUUCUACGAGUGUCAGGGAUUUGGGCCUGAUCCGCGAUAAUAAAUAUGUAUUUCGCCUCCGACUCAUUGAAGUAGUCCUCGUCCAAAUGGAGGAUAGUGAUAGCUGUUCUGAUGUCCAAAAGCUCUCUUCAGUCACAGGAAACGAUGGCGGAAACAUUAUGUACCAAAAAAGUUAAGAUCAGUGCAAAAAAAAUACACAAAAUGGCACAAUUGGUCAGUAGCCCGUAAAAUGGCCACCAUAAUCCUAGAUUCUACACAUUUUGCCAUGGCUUAUGCUAUCUGAGUGACUCAAACAUAACAAAAUCAAUGGGGGGCCCAUUUCAUGACAAAAAUACUCCUAAAUGCAUCAUUUUUUGAAUUUUAGAUUCUCACUGACCAGUUUAUAUUUUGAUGAUUGUUAGUUCUCAAAGAUGAUCUUAUUUAAAAACAUCUUUAAAAAAAACCCAUUAUCUUUUCUCCAUACUUUAUAUCUGUUUUUAGUUGUUUAAACUUCCCCUGUUUCCAGCUGGCCUGCCUCUUGGUUUGAACAUUAACCUAGCUUAGUACUUGAACGCUGAUUGGUCAUAAAAUUUGAUUUACUUGUGUUUUAAAUGUUUUAUUCAUUUAUCACUGCAUUAAUUCGGCUUGUCAUUUAAUUAAAGUAUACUGACCACCACCUGUCUCUCAGCAGAGAUGCUCCGCCCCUGCUGCCCAGCGACACCACUCAGGGCUACCGGACAGUGAAGGUCAAGCUGGGCUGUAAGUGGGUACGACCCUGGAAAUGGAUGCCCUCCGCCAACACUGCCCGC
Messenger RNA from Coregonus sp. 'balchen', 1679 nucleotides. The record is from the annotation of a GenBank genome assembly. Lineage: Eukaryota; Metazoa; Chordata; Actinopteri; Salmoniformes; Salmonidae.